ACCGAAGAAGCUGUAGUAGUAAACAAAGCAGACAGGAGAGGUUAUUUAACCUGGAAGGGUGAACCACGGUGAGUCCAGUGAUGAAGGAAGGUUCGGCCGAGCCGUCGAAAGCGGACUCUCUGCGGGGAUUUGUCACCGAGAGGCUCGCCGCAGCUUCCCGGGAGAUCCUGGCGGCGGUAGAGACGGUGGUAACCGCCUAUGAAGAGGAGGCCUCCGGCCUCCGCCUGGAAAUCCUCUGGCAGCGAAGGCAGCUGGAGCUGCUGCAGGGCACCGUCACUGUCGGAACCGAAGGUUUACCGACCAACAGAAGCCAUGGUGAUGGUCUGAAGGGUCAGGAUCCAACUGCUUCAUCAAGCUCCUUCUCCCAUCAGUCCCAGUCAGAUGGAAGGAAGUCUGGCAGUGAAGCACAGGACACCAUAGAUCUCAGCAUCUGCAUCCUGAACGACUCUAAGAUCAGCUUUCUUUCUAAAAACGCGGUGAAAAAAUGUCCGCUGGUCUCUCUGAAGUGUCCUCAAGGCCUGCAGUGGAUGGACUUUCUGAACCUGCUGAGGUCUGCGGUCCCUCAGCUGGCUGCGGACGACCAACCUUUUGACAUCUUGAUGCUGGAUAAGAAACGGAGACUUCAGCCUCUGACUCCAGAGAUCAUUAGGAAUGUUAGAUCCACAGGGCUCAGAAAGCCCACACUCUACAUCAGACUAAAGACACAAGAGGAAGCUCAAAAGGAGGUCCCUGGUCUUCAGACAGAGAACAGCUCUGCCAUGUUGGUUUGUGAGGAAGUAAAUCGACUACAAGAGACAAGGACAACAUUCCAGCAGCAUAUAGAGACGGAAGACGACCGUCUCACGAUGUCAGGUGAGGAAGAUUCUGCUGCUGAGAUGGAAGCCAGGGCCGUUGAUGGGAACGAAGGCGACAUUAGAGAUGCAAACAGCAGCUGGAGGCGAGAUGUUACUAAUGAAGAUGAGGAAACGAAAGUCUCCAAACUAAUUAAUGAAGGAGUCCACCACUUUAAUGGUGUUUGGGUAAAAACAGAAAACUCAGCUGAUUUUUCCUGUAAAGUCUGCAAAGCUGCUGAGAAAUCUGAAGUUGCCCUCGUUAAACACGCCUGGAGACACAGUGAGGAAGCAGGAAGUGUUUGUGGAGUCUGUGGAGCAUCAGUCCAGGUUUUAAAGGAUCAUCUUCAAAGUGAGCACAGAACUGAUGAAGGUCCCAAUUGUGGACUCGCUGUCCUUCAUCUGAAUGAGGACCUGAAGGGCCAACCAGUAGAGCUGACUCAUCCGCCCGAGGAUAAUCACAGCUCUUUUCUUUCUGAGCUGCCCUCUGAGGACAGCCAGGAGCUCCAGGAGUCCUGUCAUAGAUGUCCCACCUGCCAGAAGGUGUUUGAGCUGGAGGCGCGGUUAAAGGCUCACUGCAGGACUCAUAGCACAUGUAAAACCUACCUCUGUGGGGUGUGCGGAAAAUUCCUGAGUAGCAAUAGAGCUCUGUCCCGCCACAAGAUGACACAUUCUGGAGAGAGACCACACAGAUGCAAAAUCUGUAAGAGGGGCUUCAAAUUGGUGACAACUCUAAAACAGCAUGAGAAGAUCCACGCUGACAGGGAGCGGCCGUACCUCUGUGACGUCUGCUGCAAGAUGUUCCUCACCAGCAAGCAGCUCCUCAUCCACAUGAGGACGCACACCGAUGAGAAGCCAUACCACUGCAACCGCUGCGGUAAGGGCUUCACAACCAGGGGGCCACUAACCAUACACAUGCGGGUUCACACUGGGGAGACACCAUACCGCUGUCCUCACUGUGGCUGGUCCUUCAAACGGAAGACUCACUUGGACGACCACGUGACCAUCCACACUGGAGCAAAACCAUAUGUGUGCGGGAUCUGCGGGAAGACGUGCGCUCGAAGGACGUACCUCACCGUCCACAUGAGGACGCACAACGGAGAGAGACCCUACAAGUGUUCCCUCUGUGAGAAAGCCUUCACACAGAGCCACUGCCUGAAGACGCACAUGAAGAGUCACAAGGGUGCAGAGGCUGCAUUGUGAUGCUCAGCUUAACAUUAACCUAGAAUUUAUUUGUUAACAUCAAACUGUUUCUUAAAUCCAGUGAAAUAUCUCCAUUAAAAAUUA
Molecule: messenger RNA, 2117 nt
Organism: Cyprinodon variegatus (sheepshead minnow)
Lineage: Eukaryota; Metazoa; Chordata; Actinopteri; Cyprinodontiformes; Cyprinodontidae
Product: zinc finger protein 239-like
Exons: 6
Coding region: 81-2033 (650 amino acids)
Biological process (GO): regulation of transcription by RNA polymerase II
Cellular component (GO): nucleus
Molecular function (GO): RNA polymerase II cis-regulatory region sequence-specific DNA binding; DNA-binding transcription activator activity, RNA polymerase II-specific
Source: RefSeq, a predicted model, not a curated record